Microplitis mediator is the source of this 890-nucleotide messenger RNA. It is a transcript of the gene Pban, whose product is annotated as PBAN-type neuropeptides-like. The transcript has 3 exons. NCBI's taxonomy places the organism in Eukaryota, Metazoa, Arthropoda, Insecta, Hymenoptera, Braconidae. The record is from RefSeq and is a predicted model, not a curated record. Bases 213 to 761 code for a protein of 182 amino acids.
AAAGUAAGAAAAAAAGGGACAGAAAUUGUUUCAACAAACACCGAGACAAAGUUUACACUGUCAGUAAGACAGGAACGUGAAUAACCUGGGGGAUUUCGCACGUGUUUUAUAAUCCACCCUCCACCCUUAGUCUCAUCCGGGUGCUAUAAAACCUGGAUCUUCUGCUAGUCCAGUAUCACUUGUCCGAAAGCAUUCUAACGGGAUAGACCAACAUGUCUGUGUUUCAAACAAACUUUGGUUUCGGUGUUGCGACUCUCUUCCUGGUGAUAAUUAUUAACCAGGUGUCUGGUGACUACGACGGCAGUGUUGAGAAUGACAGUGGAUUGUGUAUGGGACCUGACUGCGCAGAUCGACCUAGUAGCGGAGUUUCGGGCGCUAUGUGGUUUGGACCAAGACUGGGACGUCGACGUAGAUCUGGACCAGUGUCUCAUGUUAAUGAUGAUGAUGUCAAUACUAUCGCCGACGCAAUAAAUUCUGGUCCUUGGGCUCUGGUUUCUUAUCAGGGUACGGGUGAUAAAAGACACUCGACACAAUUCACACCGAGAUUAGGCCGUGAACUAGAAGACAAUUUACUCCAGAGAUAUUUAGCACUUGGUAAAGACAACGAGAUGUAUCAUCUAAUGGACACGCAGAUAAAUCCAGAGCAUCGUCAAUUAUCGCUUCCGCCACCGCCUCUAUUUGCACCACGUCUUGGCCGUCAGUUACCGUUUAUGAAUUCACCUCGAUUGAGACAUCUGCUGCAGAAUUCACGGAAUUUUUGAAUCCCUAUUAUUCUCUUAUCUUAUCUACUUUAUUUAUUUUUACUUGUCACUAUUUUAUUAUAAUUAUAAUUAUAAUUAAAGAAAUAUUAUAAAUUAUAAAUUUAUGUGGAAGUAUAAAUGUAUUAGCCA